This is a messenger RNA of Monopterus albus (swamp eel), 3206 nucleotides long. Its product is annotated as nuclear factor erythroid 2-related factor 1-like. Gene Ontology annotation, molecular function: DNA-binding transcription factor activity, RNA polymerase II-specific; RNA polymerase II cis-regulatory region sequence-specific DNA binding. The record is from RefSeq and is a predicted model, not a curated record. Gene Ontology annotation, biological process: regulation of transcription by RNA polymerase II. The coding region runs from base 557 to 3028 and encodes 823 amino acids. Lineage: Eukaryota; Metazoa; Chordata; Actinopteri; Synbranchiformes; Synbranchidae. Gene Ontology annotation, cellular component: nucleus. The transcript has 8 exons.
AAGAGAAACAAAACCCCGGUGUUAUAGUGAGGGGAUACACAGCUGAACACGCAACACCCAGCAACAGCCUCUGAAAAAAUAACCAUUUGUGAAGACUCCAUGAAGAUCAAUGUGAUUUGGUCGAGCCUGUGAGAAUGGAAUAAUUUCACAAUGAAUUUUUGAAGGUUUCAUUGUCAUUCGGGUCUAAUAACAGAAGAGCUUCUUCAUAAACCAGCACCUUCUAUUCCUGGACACUCUUGGUCAAGUGACUCUAACAAAGCAGCUGGGUGGAAAUGUAUAGUGCCUUGUUCAGGGCUACAUUAUUAAGUCUUCCCACCAGAGCAAUUUUACAUUAUAAUUUAGUAUAAAAAAUAAAGGUAAAGAAUUUCCCGACUGAGGAGAGAGAUUUGUGUUGUUGCUGCAAUAGGCCCAGAGUGAGUAGGGAUUUUCUAGAGAUUUUACACCUGCCCCAAGGACACUAUAACAGAAGAGACACUCGUGGUGGAGACCAAACCGAAUCCUAGACCUUUUCAGUGAAAGGAUUCCACCUGCUGAAUUCUUUGCCCAUCUUCUGACCAUGCUGUACCUAAAGAAAUACUUCACAGAGGGUCUUAUUCAGAUGGCCAUCCUGAUGAGUCUCUGUGGAAUGAGGGUUGAUGUGGGACUGGAGUCCUAUCUGCAUCCUUCUUGGCAUGAGAUGAUCCUGGGUCCGAUGUCGGCACUGACCCAAACACAGUUCCACAACCUCCGCAACCGCCUGGAGGAUGGCCAAGGUCUGCACCCCAAGAGUGUCGACCUGGACAGUUUUUUUACAACACGAAGGCUGCUAGGCUGGGUCCACUCUCUGGACAGGCUACAGGUUCCUCAAGUAGAGCUGGAGACAUGGUUGGUCCACAGGGAGCCAGAUCCUCUCCCCAUGGGAUGUCCAAACCAGCCCUUCCCACUGGAGAGAGCUCCUGCAGGGGUAGAGAGAGCUCUAGCUGGUCAGCCCGUGGAGCCCACAGCUAGACUUGGUAACAUGCAGGAAGAGGAGGAGGAAGAUGAUAAAGAGACUUCUUUCUCCCUUGAAGAGUGUUUAAGGCUGCUGGAAGAAACACUGCCUUUCACAGAGGAACAACAGUUAAGUGAUGUGGGCAGCAGAGAGGGAGACCUAGACGAGCACCCCCUAGAUGCGGAGGCCCUGCCAUCCCCCAUCAUCUCCACUGAUAACCUCUCCUUGAAUCUGGAGCUGCACUGGCAGGACCUGUUCUCCAUCAUGGAGCCUGAGAACACAGAUGUUGACAUGACUUCUUUUGACCAUACGUUGGAUUCAAGACCAUCUGGAACUUUUCUGGGGGUUGGGUCUGAAGCUCUGCACCAAAACGCCAAUAACCUUGACAACGGUAUAGGAGAGGUUGGUCAGGAGGUCCAUCUAAUGGGGACUCCCCUGCAGCAUGGUUUGUUGGGGUCUCUAGGACAGCCAGAGCAAGCCCUUCUUCCCCUUACCCCCAGCGCAGAGCUGGAUGACCACAUUUCAGCCUUCGACACAAGGGACACUUUGAAAAACUCCAAUGUAAAUACCUUGCACAGUCAUCCAGAUCACAUGAAUCUCUUGUCAGAAGAUUUCUUCAGGAGACUAAAUGCGGGAGAUAAUUUGAAUUCCUUCAACAAUAACCUGCCAGAUGAAGCUCUUGUAGAUAACAUGGAAGGCCGUCCUUACCCUGCAAAUCUCACCAGGUUUGAUGUUAACAGGCAUUACUUGACACUUUCUAGUUAUGCCACAUCUCUGGAUGAGAAUGAUGUGACCCAAGACCUUCUCACAUCUCGUUCCAGUGUCUUUCUUGUUGACAACGAGGAGAAUAUUGAGGAUGUAGAUGGUCUCCACAGCCCACUUAGUGAUCUCAUAGAUGAUGAAGCCAUCUUGGAUGAUAUUAAAUUGUUGGACCUGGUUCUGGAGGAAGGGUUCAGUACUGAGAUGGCAGCCAGGCUGGAUGCAGAGGGCUACCCUGACCAUGAAAUAGCACAAGAGAAGAAUGGCAACCAUUCAGUAUCUAGCAUGGCAGUCACAGAAGAUCAGAGUCAGCCAAGAAGACAUCAGCAAGGCCUUGAGGAUGAGGCAGACUCAGACUCUGGCCUUUCUCUGGACUUCAGCCACAGCCCUGCUUCUCCAAGCACUUCUGAGGCCUCCUCUUAUUCUGCUUCCUCCUCCUCUUCAUCAGACUCCUUGUCAUCUUGUGCAUCAACUGUGGGAAGGCCCUUCUCCAGAGAUGUGGAUGAUGCUACUGAGGAAGGGUUAUUUGGUUCAGAAAUGGAAGUGGAGGUGACCAUAAAGCAGGAGGAAGAGGAGGUGGAGGUGGGAGCAGUAGGUGGAGGGUAUCCUGAAGAUGUUAAACUAUUCCCUGCCAACUAUAACAAUCACAGGCUGGUUAAAGGCUUUCCUCGGCUGGAGCAUAUUGACCAUGAUCACACAUACAACCACCCUUAUUCCUCUCCAUCCCUGGGCAAGAUGCCCACCAAACAUGCAAAAUCCUCCCUACGAGACAAUGCAAGGCCAUACCACAAUGCCAGACGCAUGUCUGAGACCGAAAUGUGGAGCCAAGAUGAACAGCGUGCACGAGCCCUAAAGAUUCCUUUCUCCAAUGAGCUGAUUGUUAAUCUGCCAGUGGAGGACUUUAAUGACCUACUGAUCAAUUGCCAACUUGAUGAGGAUCAGCUCACCCUCGUCAGGGACAUACGACGCCGUGGUAAGAACAAGAUAGCUGCCCAGAACUGCAGAAAGAGGAAAAUAGAUGUGCUGGUGGGACUGGAGGAAGAUGUGUCCAAAUUGAGGCGCCAGCAUUCACGGCUGUUGAGAGAGAAACAGGAAAAGCUGAGGAACCUGCAGGAAAUGAAACGCCGCCUGGCCAGCUUGUACCAGGAAGUCUUUUCCAGGCUAAGGGAUAAGAAUGGAAGGCCUCUGGACACUACAGAGUACCUGCUUAAUUUUGGGCCUGAUGGUAGCGUCACAGUAUCUUUACGCCAACAAGGGGCAUUGCUGCCUGGAGCACAAAACAGCAAGAAACAGAGAUAAGAAAAAGUGAAGAGUUGGACAGUCUCAUCACAGUAGUUUGGGACAAAUGUAGGGAGAAUAAAGGAAUUCCUUAAAAGGAGUGUGGUAAAUGUACAGAGAAAAUCAAGACAGAACAAAAAGGAGUUACUGGAAAGAGGGUGUUAAUUAUCAUAAUGACUGAUAAAAUAACCUUAAUUAU